Molecule: messenger RNA, 3155 nt
Organism: Seriola dumerili (greater amberjack)
Lineage: Eukaryota; Metazoa; Chordata; Actinopteri; Carangiformes; Carangidae
Gene: usp16
Product: ubiquitin specific peptidase 16
Exons: 18
Coding region: 175-2742 (855 amino acids)
Biological process (GO): regulation of gene expression; regulation of cell cycle
Cellular component (GO): nucleus; cytosol
Molecular function (GO): cysteine-type deubiquitinase activity; zinc ion binding; cysteine-type endopeptidase activity
Source: RefSeq, a predicted model, not a curated record
GUGAAUUUUGAAUAUUUUAAAACUUUGUAAACCCAUUUUCAUAUCCGAAGGCUUACAUUCAACCGUUGUAACCAGUAAAUUAACUUAACUAUGUCCAGAUUAGUGAAUUCAUCCACACAAAGUAACCGAAACUGAAAAUUGUGAAGGACCUAGGCUCCGCUUGUGACAGCGAAAAUGGGAAAGAAAAGAGGGAAAGACAAGAGCUCCAGAGAGGACGAUGACCUUGACCUGACAGGUCCUUCCUGUAGGCAUAUUAAGAAGGGAACAGACCAAACACUUCUAAAGAAACUUUAUGGGAAUUCUGAUUGGACUAGUUGCCAGGAUUGUGAGCAUGAAAAUAAAGAAAAUAACACUACCACCCUGCCACAGGACUCUGAAGAGGAAAAAGAAACAGCAACCAUUUGGAUGUGCUUGAAAUGUGGCCACAGAGGAUGUGGACGAAAUUCUGAGCACAAGCAUGCCAUCAAACAUUAUGAGACUCCUCGGUCAGAUCCACAUUGCCUGGUUAUCAGCAUGGAUACCUGGAGUGUGUGGUGUUACAUUUGUGAUGAUGAAGUCCAGUACUCCCGAACUGGACAGUUGGCUCAACUGCUUACCAACCUAAAAAAGCAAACCUCUUCAGAUCCCAUAAAGAGACCACAGAAAAGAGUGAAAGAGGAGGACAGCUUGGUGGAACCUGAGCAGAAGACGGAAACUGUAAAAGCUGAGGAGAGUGAGGACAAGGAGAACAAAGAAAACAACAAGAAUCACCAGAAGAAAAACACCAAGAAAGAGGGUGUUGGGAAAUCACAAAAGUCCAGCACAACUGAAGAUAAAGCUGGUGUUUCAGUAAAAGGGCUGAGCAACCUGGGAAACACAUGUUUCUUUAAUGCAGUCAUUCAGAAUCUCUCUCAAACACAGCUCUUACGACUGACUCUCAACGAAGUGACCCAAGAGAAAAUGAGUCUUAACAUUAAACCUGGAGCCUCCUCAGCUCUGGAGCCUGUCGAAGCGCAGUUAGAUCAGCCUGGAUCCCUGACUUUGGCUAUGUGUCAACUACUCGGUGAGAUCCAGGAAUCCAAGAAGAGUGUGGUAACACCGCGGGAGUUAUUCACACAAGUUUGUAAAAAGGCUGCCAGGUUCAAAGGAUUUCAGCAGCAAGAUAGCCAGGAGCUGCUGCGUUACCUUCUGGAUGGGAUGCGAGCUGAGGAGAUCAAAAGAGUAAGUUCAGGGAUCACGGAGGCAUUGAAACAGUCUAGGAAAAGCACAGAUGGAGAGCAGCUGAAAACUCUAGUUAAAGAGUACGAGAAAAAUGAAUUUCCAAAAAACUUUGUGGACCAAGUUUUUGGUGGGGAAAUGACCAGCACUAUAAUGUGUCAGCAGUGUAAAACAGUUUCUGUAGUCACAGAAAUGUUUUUGGACCUUUCCCUUCCUGUUUCUGAUGAGGCAUAUAGAAAGAAAAACCAGAAAAAAGGAGUCCAGAAGACGAGUGAGUCGAGCCAGGAUGGCAGAAACAGCCCUGCUCUGACCAACGGAAAUGAUGAGGACAUUCCCACAGGGUCUGGUAGCAAGUACCAGCAGAAGAAAGCCAAGAGGCAGGCCAAGAAGCAAGCAAAGCAUCAAAAAAGGCAGCAGAAGCUUGAGGGCAGAGUCACUUUGGACAGUCUCGCAUCUCCGAGCCGUGGAGAGAACGAACGGACGGAUCCUUCUGCAGCUGCAGAUGAAGAUGAAGGGGAAAAUGCUGACAGUGAGACACGUGAAGAAGCCCCACUCAGUGAAGAAAAUCCUGCACAAAUCGUUGCAGCUGAGCAGGGUGUGAAGAACCUUGACACGAUCCAGGCAGAGAAGGAGCAAGAAGAGGGUGAGGAUUCAGUGACUGACUGCGACUCAUCAGCUACUUCAUCAGUCAGCAACCGUUUUACCGUCCUAUCAGAGGAUCACCAGUCAAAGGACAGCACCUUAGAUGAUGAAAAAAUAUCUGACAUGGAACAGGAAGCAGAGGAAGACACAGAGCUGGUGACUGAAAUGGAGAAAGUGACCCUGGAUGAUGCCUUCAUAGAGGACUCUGACACUGUGGAACAAGGCAUGGAGAUUGAAGAUGAGCCACUGGAGGGUAAAGAGUACACUGUAGUAAAUCAGGACCCAGAGCUGGCCUUUCACACACUGGCUACCAGAACGGUCCCUGAGAAACAGGAGUGUUCAGUACAGUCAUGCCUGUUUCAGUUCACAGAAGUGGAAACCCUCACGCAGAACAACAGCCUGUUGUGUGUCACAUGCACAAAACGGCAGGGGAACAAAGACAAAGCUGGAGGAUCCAAGAAGAAUAUCUACACUGAUGCCUUGAAGCAAAUGCUGAUCUCCUCUCCCCCACCAGUGCUUACCCUUCAUUUGAAGAGAUUUCAACAGAAUGGAUACAGUAUUUGUAAGGUGAACAGACAUGUCCAGUUCCCCCUGAUACUGGAUCUAGCUUCUUUUUGUGCAGUUAAAUGCAAGAACGUGACAGAAGGAGAUACUCAGCUUUUGUACAGUUUGUAUGGUAUCGUAGAGCACAGUGGAACAAUGAGGUCGGGUCAUUACACAGCCUAUGUGAAAGUACGUCCUGAGUGCUCUAAAGCCUCCUCCAACGGACUGGCAGCAGAAGGAGAUGCAGAGCCACCCAGAGGAUCCUGGUUCCAUAUCAGCGACACAAGCGUUCAACCUGUGAGUGAGAGCAAAGUCCAGAGUUGUCAAGCCUACCUACUCUUCUAUGAAAGGAUCCUCUAAUCAGACUGUGCCUCACUACUCAGGAAAUCCCAACAAGCCAACCUGCUGCUGCUUCAGCUCCUCAGUUAACCAACCUCUGCCUGUUUUGUCAGUGACUCAGACUGGGCUGUGAUGAAAUUAAAUUGAUUAUACACAAGGGACAUUUGACAGUGUUGACAUUUUGAUCAUGGUAGUGUCAUACAGUCUUUCGGGUAUUAAACAGGACAGCUGUAUGUUUCUCCUAUGGGAAUAUGAUGAGGUGUGACAGGAAUUUCAAGAUGGACAUUCAAGAGAUAGUGGUAGUGGAUGUGUUAUUCAAUUUCCUGAGAAAAGUGACAGUUAGGGAAAUUAUUUGUAAAAGAAAAUAUUUAUAUGUCUAUUUUUUAUCAAUGUCAUGUAAUGAAAAGCUUCAAAAUAAGAAAAAGUUUCUCCUG